AUGGGUCCCCCCAGGAGAAAGGUGCUUGCCACCGCCGAAGAGACCAUGACCCCUCCCGAUGAGCUUCAGGCAGGACAGCAACUCGCACGGGUCAUCAAGGCAACGGGCAACAACAUUUACUCGGUCGAGACGCCCUCGAAGGAAUCGCUGUUGGUCGAAUUGCCUGCCCGGUUCCGGUCAACUAUCUGGAUGAGACGGGGUUCUUAUGUCGUGAUUGACACCAAUGCUCUUGAGGGCCGUGACAACAAGCUCAAUGGAGAGAUUGUGAACAUCGUCAGAGACGAGAAAGCCUGGCGCAAGGCUCCGUACUGGCCAAAGCAAUUUGCCAGGCAAGUACAAUCAGCUCCAGACUCAUCUGACGAAGAAGAGUCCAACAUGGGCAAGAUGCCUUCGUCAGACGAGUCAGAUGCGUGA
Molecule: messenger RNA, 414 nt
Organism: Aspergillus wentii DTO 134E9
Lineage: Eukaryota; Fungi; Ascomycota; Eurotiomycetes; Eurotiales; Aspergillaceae
Product: putative eukaryotic translation initiation factor eIF1a-like protein
Exons: 2
Coding region: 1-414 (137 amino acids)
Biological process (GO): translational initiation
Cellular component (GO): nucleus
Molecular function (GO): translation initiation factor activity; RNA binding
Source: RefSeq, a predicted model, not a curated record